Drosophila pseudoobscura is the source of this 1085-nucleotide messenger RNA. Its product is annotated as glyoxalase domain-containing protein 4. The record is from RefSeq and is a predicted model, not a curated record. NCBI's taxonomy places the organism in Eukaryota, Metazoa, Arthropoda, Insecta, Diptera, Drosophilidae. Bases 44 to 910 code for a protein of 288 amino acids. The transcript has 4 exons.
CAUUUUCAUUUCUAAAUUUCGAAACACAACUCAAAGGGCAAUAAUGGCAGCAGUACCGGGACGUGCCCUGCACUAUGUGUUCAAGAUCGGAGAUCGGGCCAAGAACGCCUUCUUCUUCCGAAGCAUCCUGGGAAUGAAGGUUUUGCGUCACGAGGAAUUUAAAGAAGGUUGCGAUGCCGAAUGCAAUGGACCUUAUGACAAUCGGUGGAGCAAGACCAUGGUCGGCUACGGUCCGGAGAGCUCCCAUUUUGUCAUCGAGCUGACAUACAACUACGGCGUGACCAGCUACGAAAUGGGUAACGAUUUCGGCGGAGUCACCAUCCACUCUACCGAAAUAUUGCCACGCGCCGCACAGCACUCGUACCCCAUCGACAAGACGGAAGGGGGCUCUCUGCUCACCUCGCCCGACGGCUACAAGUUCCUUGUGAUCGACCAGGCAGCGCCGACGGCCGACGCCGAUCCCGUGCAGUCUGUGGAGCUGCACGUGAGCAAUCUAGCGGCCUCGCGCCAGUACUGGGAACAGCUGCUGCGGAUGCAACCGCUGGCGGAGAACAAGCAGUCCGUGCGGCUAAGCUACGGCGGCAAGCAGGCGUCGCUGCAGCUCACCCAGAUUCUGGAUCCCAUUAACCGGGCCAAGGCCUACGGACGUAUCGCCUUUGCUGUUCCCUCGGCGACGCAACCGCCGCUGUACGAAGCAGUCAAGGCAGCCGGCGGCACGAUCCUGAAGUCGCUUAUCACCCUGGAAACGCCCGGCAAGGCCACCGUGUCAGUGCUAAUCCUGGCCGAUCCCGAUGGUCAUGAGAUCUGCUUUGUCGACGAGGAGGGAUUCUCGCAGCUCUCCCAGGUGGAGCCCGAUGGCGAGCAGCGACUGGACAAGUACAUUGCCAAGGAUCCCUUCCAGAAGACCUAGUUCCACUCUGGAAUGUGCAUGAUUUGCACAGCUGGGCUCCCUUCCAGCCGAAGUGAUGCCUCUCUGAGUUGUGUUGGAGUUGUACAUAAGUUUUACAUUUGUUUCAUGGCCUAACUAGAAUUUUAUAUCGUGGAAAUCGGGUAAUAAUAUAUAUAUAUUUCGGAUAAAUAUUGUA